GCCGGGCGGCCGGGGCUCCUCGGCCCCGGGGGGGGCACCCGCCCGCCCGCCCGGCGCCGCACCCGGCUCCGCACCCGGCACACGGAUUUACGGCGCGGACUGCAGCCUCCGGAGCGGCCCGGCAGGAAUGGAGGGAUGCAGGUACAGCUGGGAGCGGCAGGACACCAGCACAGCCCUGUGGGGAUAGGCGUGAAGGUGAUUCCCUGUGAGGACGCAGCAGGAGCCCCCCCAGACCCCAGAGGAACGUGGGAUCUCACUGGGAACCAGGAGAACUCCCCUGCUGCCCCAUCACCCGCCGUGUUUCCAGGGAUCUAUACCAGGAUUUGAGGCUUGGAGCCUGAAGGCGUGUUAAUACCAUAGGAUUGCUGCAGAGCCUGACAGUGAUGGGGGACCCACCAUCGAGGAGGGACAUUCCUCCAGGAGGCCCUGCACAGCCGUGAGCCCUGGCUGCUGGUGGUGCAGGGUGCCUGGGGCUGGGCUGCUCAGCCAGCCCUGGGCUGGGGGCAGAGCCACGGUGCCUGCAGGGCACAGCCACUGAGGGGCGAAGGGCUGGCGUGGGGUCUGCAGGGGCAGCCCCGAGCCCUGGGACAGUGGGGCUGCCGGCCGAGCCACUGCUCCUCCAGGCACCUCUUCCUGGGGUGGCAGCGGGGGACAGAGCGGCGCUCGGUCCCUGGGCUGGCCGCGGAUGUGCCCCCGCGCAGCGCCGGCGGGAUCGCUCCCCUAGUGCCGGCGCCGAGGGACGCAGGGCCGCCCGCCUCACCAUGGUGCUGCCGCCGCCUGACAAGCGCCACGUCUGCCUGACCACCAUCGUCAUCAUGACCAGCAUGGCCUUCAUGGAUGCCUAUCUGGUGGAGCAGAACCAGGGACCCCGCAAGAUUGGCGUCUGCAUCAUCGUGCUGGUGGGGGACAUCUGCUUCCUGAUUGUGCUGCGCUACGUGGCCGUGUGGGUGGGUGCCGAGGUGAAGACGGCCAAGCGGGGCUAUGCCAUGAUCCUGUGGUUCCUCUACAUCUUUGUGCUGGAGAUCAAGCUGUACUUCAUCUUUCAGAAUUACAAAGCAGACAAGAAGAACCUGGAGACGGUGGCCAGGAAAGCUCUGACCCUACUGCUCUCCAUCUGCGUGCCAGGGCUCUACCUGGUGCUGGUGGCCUUGGACAGCAUGGAGUACAUACGGACCUUUCGGAAGAAAGAGGACUUGCGGGGACGCCUAUUCUGGGUGGCCCUUGACCUGCUGGAUAUCUUGGACAUCCAGGCCAACCUGUGGGAGCCACACAGGACCGGCCUGCCCAUCUGGGCAGAGGGGCUCAUGUUCUUCUACUGCUACAUACUCCUCCUGAUCCUGCCUUGCGUGUCCCUCAGUGAGAUCAGCAUGCAAGGGGAGCACAUUGCCCCACAAAAAAUGAUGCUCUACCCCGUCCUCAGCCUGGUCACCAUCAACAUCGUCACCAUCUUCAUCCGGGCCAUCAACAUGAUCUUGUUCCAGGACAGCAGGGUCUCCACCAUCUUUAUCGGCAAGAACAUCAUUGCGAUCGCCACCAAGGCCUGCACCUUCCUGGAGUACAAGCGGCAGGUGAAGGAGUUCCCACAGAAUGCCAUCGCCCUGGAGCUCCAGCAGAACUCCCUCUCACACAACCAGACCAUCCACAGCACACAGGGCAUCCCCCAUGAGCCGUCGCCCACCAGCGAGAUCCUGGACACAUGAGGGGUCCCCCAGUGCAGUGUUGGUUCAGAUGGCCCCGUGCCGAGUGGAAGAGGGAUGAUGCUGCUUUCCUGCUGCCCGGUGCAAGCACGACAGGCAAAUCCCGGCAGUGAGGGCUCUUCUAGGCACAAAAACACCAACAGUAUUCUAAUUGAGCUAUGGAGUGUCCUCUAGACGUCUUCAUCUCAGGUAUAACCCUAGGAGUCCUCCAGACAAACCAAAUGGACUUGCAAAGGACCUGAACCAGCUGACCCUCUCUCCCCCUCCUGCCACCAUCUCCCCUCCCAAGCAAAGACUGCUAAGGUUGCAAUGUCCCUUUUUACUCCCCGAGCACCUCACCUUUACUCCAAGCCUGGAUCGAAGAUUUUGUUACUGGAGACCUUUUUAUGGAGCGGGGACAAGGGCAUAGGGGUGCGGACUGGGGGGGAGGGUGGGGGGUUUGAAGCAGUAAACCCUGUGAUCAUAGAUGUCUCUUAUCUCCAAUGAUUGUGUUUACAGUUUCCUAUUUAUAUCGGCUCCGUGGGCCAGUGUCCUCGAGGUGGGUGAGAGCAGGGACCCCUGCAGUGGGGAGGGGGCUGGGGCCAGCGUGGCUGCCCUGGCCCAGGCUGAGGAGGACUGAGCCUCCACCAGCGCCCUGCACCAACUCUGCCGGGAGCAAUAUCUGACGAGCUAAAGCUAAUCUAAUGCUGGUGUUUUAUGUAUUUCAUUCACUCCAAACGACUCAGCACAAUAUUUCUAUUUUUAGAAGGGUCCCUCUCUCUUUCUCUCCCUGCCAAUGAGAGCCUCUCUGCCUGCAGCAGCCCGAGCAGCCUCCCCAGCCCCGGCACUGCUGCUGGCAGACAGGGGCACCCAGGAGGGGUUAGGAACGAGGAUGCCAAUGAUGCAUUUCACUCUGGCAUCAAGCAUUUAUAAAGAGGGCUGCUUUCCACAGCUACUAUAUUUUUAAAAUAAAUAUUAAAAAAGAAGAAAAAAAAAAACCAAACAAAAAAACCCACCAAACCCCAAAAAAGAGCUGGGAAGAAUGUGCUGCCCCAGGCAGGUGGCUGGGCUUGGGGAUGAGCAGGGCUGGGGUUUCUCUGCAGCCGUGGGUGGUGCUGAAGGGCUCAGCCAUGGGCAGCAGGGUGGGAGGCGAGGGCAGCCGGACAAUAAAAGCCCCAUGAGAGCAA
Messenger RNA from Taeniopygia guttata (zebra finch), 2863 nucleotides. It is a transcript of the gene TMEM121, whose product is annotated as transmembrane protein 121. The record is from RefSeq and is a predicted model, not a curated record. NCBI's taxonomy places the organism in Eukaryota, Metazoa, Chordata, Aves, Passeriformes, Estrildidae.